Messenger RNA from Colletes gigas, 2549 nucleotides. RefSeq names its product suppressor of lurcher protein 1-like. The record is from RefSeq and is a predicted model, not a curated record. Gene Ontology annotation, cellular component: plasma membrane. Bases 150 to 1139 code for a protein of 329 amino acids. The transcript has 6 exons. Lineage: Eukaryota; Metazoa; Arthropoda; Insecta; Hymenoptera; Colletidae.
CGUCGUAGUCGGGAAUUCGAGUCAGUUGCGUUUACAGUGUCGUUUGAAGCGGCUCGGUUGUGUGACGGAAAAAGCCGGAACCCGGGAAGAAAAUAGGGAACGAACUUCCGAAAGAGGAAUUGGAAAAUACAGUGAACACCGUGGAAGUGAUGACGAUGUUGCUGCUGGCGGUUUGGUGGCUCGUAUACGCAUCGCCCGUGAUUUUCGCCGUACAACGGGCGAAGGAACUCGGCGAUGGAAAAGCGUCAUUGUGCGACAUGGUUUUCAACAGCGACUCGACGAAAACGGGAGUGGUCACGUCGCCAGGAUAUCCAAAUCCUUAUCCAUCCAGGACGCGCUGUACAUAUGACUUCCAAGGACGAGGAAAGGAACGGGUCCAAGUGAUAUUCCAGGAUUUGAAUUUGUAUUAUACGCCGAACGGGGCGAAAGAGUGCGAAAACGUGGACUCGUUAGAGGCGUAUGUGCACAUAGACGGGAACAAGGAGAAAAUUGAUUCGUUUUGCGGUGAAAUGCCGCCACGACCUAUCAUGAGCAACGGGCCACGACUUUCCUUGGAAUUUCACGGUAUCACGUCGUCUCGUCAUUCACGGGGUUUCAAAGCGGUGUAUUCGUUCACAGAAAACUUUGGCAUAACUACGGGCAAGCAGGAGGCGGAAUUUCCCUGUGCCUUUGCGUACAACAGCAACGAGACUCGGAACGGUACGUUCGCAUCCCCAAACUACCCCGGUUUGUAUCCGCGGAACACGGAAUGUUACUACUUUUUCAACGGCCAGCCCACCGAACGAGUCCAUCUUCAUUUCCAUUUCUUCGACAUCGAGGGAGUACCACCAUGCGACCCUGUCUCGGCCAGCGACUUCGUCGAGUUUUCGAAUUACAAGACCAGGGACCGAAAGUACCCGAGAAGUUGUGGUCAGCUGAAGGAGUUCGAUGUCGCGAGUGACAGAAGGUUCUUUCGCGUGACUUUUAAGAGCAACGACAGAUACGACGGAAUGGGAUUUAACGCCAGCUACGUGUUUGUAGACGAGGAAGGAAAUUACACAACAAAGCCGCCGACGAGUAAUGCGUCAACGUUAAAAGGUACAACGCUGAUGGUGCUGGUGCUCGCGAGCCCCCUUCUCUUUGGUCGAGUUUCGCUUUAAUCACGAUCGGUAACUACUUGGACGGGUCUUGGCUCAAUUUACAACGAACUAUAACUUCGAGGACAGAAGCCAUCCAAAAUCCUCCAGUAUUCGGCGUACCAAGGAAAGUGGCUGCACUGUUUGCAAAAGCCAUUGAUAUUGCCAAAGGGAUACGAAGGCCGUUCACCAUAAAGACACACGGGACAUCGUAAUUCAUUUAUUAGGUCUAUCACCGCUCUAACCCAAUGACGAUCGUUCUCCAUCAUUUUACGAUGACCACCAUGGAGAGAUAUACCUACUGGCAAUAAAGUAUUCGAACUUACCAAGGGAAAAUUCUCGCCAAGAAAAUUCAAAAGUUCACGAACCUCGAUGCACCUCGUGAGAAAUAAUUCCUUUUUACUGUUCACUUGCUUCGAGAAUACCAAAUUGUUCUCUGGAAUACGAGCUAUCGCUCUCCUUUCGUAGUUUGACAAACAAGAUUAAUGUAAUUGAUUCUUUCCACAAUUUUGAUGGUUAACCCUACGUUAGAAUAUUGAAAAUAACUUAAAAUUAUAGUUCAUACACUUGGGAAUAUUUUUCGAAAUAUGUCUAAUGACGCAAUAAGAAAUUUUCUUUCUUGGAAUUGUCCUCACGCCAUUCCAGUGGCCAGUAUUGCUGACCAACGUACAUGGUACAAUCGAACCAAACAUUAAAUUCAACCAAAUCUCAUGCACGUUCGUAACCUUUGUAUUUUCGCAUUGAGGAAUUCCCUGAUAGUGUACUUAAUUUAAUGAACACGUACGAAGAGAGGAUAUUAGGAGAGUUGUACGAGUAAUGGGAUAUGUAUAUGAUUCGUUGUAGCGCGGCGUAUUCAAAAGUGCUGAAUUGUUAAUGUUUUCCUCCUCGUACGUAAACGAAUUUAUUAAAUCGCUAUGAACUAUCUGUCCGACGAAUUACUCGAAAGUCAUACGUACAGUGAACAAAGAGACACGAAAAAAUUCGCCUUCCUAAAUACACGAUACACUACGGACAUAUUUAUUAUUACAUCCUCUAUACGACUGUGAUGUUUCCAUUCCUUCUUAGUUUUAUUAGGAAACGUAUACAAGUCUGAAUAUACGCGAGAAAAAUAUAGAUAUUCGUGGAAUCAUGAAUAGUUUGGCCGAUACCGGUUACGAAUUAACGUUCGAACUGGCCAAAAGGGAAGAGGAUUUACGAUUAACGGAUUUCGAUCGAGAUUUCGAUACGAUCAAAUGCCGGGGAGUAUGAGAAACGCGGCAACGAUUCGAAUUCAGCGUGGAAACUUAAUUAGCCGGAUUUAAUAAAAUAUGUGUGUGUGUUCGUUAAUUGGAACGAGUAUUAUUAAGGAUGGUCAUUGCAUCGGGGAGAUGUUCGACAUUGAAUUAUUCGAAGGAAGAGCAAUAACGUUAUCGAAAAACAGUUUGAAAUAAUUUU